Cladocopium goreaui is the source of this 1052-nucleotide messenger RNA. Lineage: Eukaryota; Dinophyceae; Suessiales; Symbiodiniaceae. The record is from the annotation of a GenBank genome assembly.
CAGGCUGGAGGAACUCCGGACUUCAUGCAGAAGUUUCUCUCUGACAUGCAAGUGUCUUGCGAGCACGCGCGACAAGAGGCUUGCCGGUCUCUUCGGGACUGGGGAGAUGAGCUCCGCGAAAGCACGCUCUUGAAACUUGGCGACAGCCUCUUCUCGGAGCUCACGUCCAGGGCACUGACAGAGCUAUCACAAACUGCGCAUGACUCGCACCAAGCGACUGUGCAACUUUGGAUAGAAAAUGAUAAGAAGAGGGCUGCUCAUGAGAAGGGCCUCAAUCCACGGUUGGCAGACGCGAACAAAAGUGCUGAACUCCAGGCGCUGGUGGAAGCUGAAGCGCAACGCCAAGCAGAUGCGUUUCGAACCUGUCAAGAGGACAGGGCCCGGAUGGCAUCGGAGCUGCGUACUGCCAGUGAAAGCUUCGUUUGUCGCUUAACGACGGUGACGGAAGUUUCGAUUCGACUUUUGGAUCUUCUUCCUCUGCACAGUCAUUUCGGAGCUCUUCCUGGAGAUGAAAAGGUAGAGCCCCCCCGGAUGUCCAUCAAACGACGGAUGCGGCGGCUGAACGCGGAAGAGGAAAAACCAUCAGAGCCCGUUCCAAAGGCAGCAGCAAAGGGCAAAGCUGCAGCAAAGCCUCCAGCAGAAGAAGAAAAGGACACCAAAGACACUGGGCUCCCAGAGCGUCAGUGGCAAGGCAUUCCAAAGUAUGAACUGCGCGCCUUGUUCUUUGGUGACUCGUGGCCAGAAGAUCCCAUGCUUGCUGAAAGUGACAUCGACGAAAAGAAAAAAGAGCUCACCGAAACAUUGAAGUCCUUUAGAUCGCCGGUACACCGUAGGAUCAUCAAAGGGCGGCUUGAGUGCUACGAAAAGUACAAGCAGAGCUUCACAGCGGAAGUCCAACGCAGAAGUGCUGAGAUGUCUGUCCGAGAGGCAAAAGAGGAGGCUGGAGAGAGGAAUUGGCAGUCCAUGAUUCGCCAACUGAGUGGAGAAUAAGCACAAUGUAAUCGAACGCGACAGGGUCAUUGCUGUUUCUUUGCAAAAACCGCAGAUCCCAG